Suillus discolor is the source of this 1789-nucleotide messenger RNA. Its product is annotated as Creatinase/aminopeptidase. The coding region runs from base 75 to 1682 and encodes 535 amino acids. Gene Ontology annotation, molecular function: manganese ion binding; metalloaminopeptidase activity. Lineage: Eukaryota; Fungi; Basidiomycota; Agaricomycetes; Boletales; Suillaceae. The record is from RefSeq and is a predicted model, not a curated record. The transcript has 7 exons.
CGGAUCUGCUAUUGCAAUCUCUCAGUCAUUUACAAGAAUCACAGCUCAUUCACUUCAUCACUUCAUUCAAUAUCAUGUCCGGGUCGACUUACUUCGCGAGGUCGCACGUGCAGAGGACGUUCGAACAACUUAUGAAUGUGCUCCCAUCGCAGCUGAAGGAGAAGCCCCAAGUCAUUCUUCUUGCAGGAGGAAACACACCCUUCCGAAAUGACACAGAUCGCGAGCUACCAUUUCGCCAAGAGUCCAAUUUUUACUACCUCACAGGAUGCUCUGUGCCUGGAUCAUUCCUUCUUGCUCUGUAUCAGCCUGAACAGACAAGUUCUUCUACAAGGCUGAGCGUCAGGCUGUCCAUCCCGGAAGUACAGGCCGCCGACCUUAUGUGGAGUGUUCCUCCACCCACGAUCAAGGAAGCGAAGCAGUUGUUCGAUGUAACCGAUAUUUCGUAUAGCUCAGAGCUACAAGGUGCAAUCACAUUACUCCUCCAGUCACAUCCCGAAGCUGUCUUCCAUACCCUGCCACGCAACUCGCCUCAAUUUCCCACCUUGCCCGAGGAGUACAUGGUGACUAUUGUUACAUCAGAGACCCACACCGCAACGGAUGCGUACUUACUCUCUUCCUUGCACAAAACACGAUUGGUCAAGGAUGAGAAUGAGAUCACAAUGCUCCGACGCGCAAAUGAUAUCAGCUCCAGGGCGCAUGAGACCGUUAUGCGCGUUUUGGGCAACGCAGUACAGGGUAAGAUUGCUCAGGGAGAAGGUGCAGGCAUUGAUCGUCCACUUCUUCCCGGGGAGUGGCUGAUUGAGAAAGAGGCGGAGGCGGAGGCAAUCUUUGUUGCGUCAUGCCGACGUGAAGGGGCCGUUCAUCAGGCAUAUCUCCCUAUUGUUGCUGCCUCCAGGAGAGCCGCUACAUUACACUACUGCUGUAAUGACCGAGAGUUUACCUGGGGACCUGUAAAGCCACAGGAUCAUUUGAACCACGGUGCCUUGGCACACGGUCCUGCACCCGAAAAGCAGUUAGAUCCUCAGCUACUCCUUAUCGACGCAGGAUGUGAAUGGGAUUGCUAUUCUGCGGACAUUACACGCACGAUGCCUGUUGGCAACGGUGGAAAGUUUACUGAGAAAGGGAAGCAAAUAUACUCUCUUGUGUUGGAAAUGCAGCAGAAAUCGAUGAAAAAGCUCAGACCUGGUGUCCACUGGGAUACCAUCCAGCUGCUCUGUCAUCAGAUUCUCGUGGAAGGGUUCCUCAACAUCGGACUCUUCAAAGGCCCCAAAGACGAGAUUCUGCGCUCUGGAAUUAGCUCGGCCUUUUUCCCUCAUGGAGUCGGGCAUUCGCUCGGGAUGGAUGUACACGAUGUCCCAAGUGCAAGCAAACCAACCAACAACACGACCAUUCCACAAGAUAAAGUCGGCCACCCCAGUUUUUACACGUACCUGCGGCUCCGGUUGCCGCUUGCAGAAGGCAUGGUUGUGACCGUUGAGCCGGGGAUCUACUUCCAUGAACAUCUACUCAAAGCUGUAGAGGAGUCGGAGUAUGUGAACCACGACUUGUUGAAGGAGUACCGCGGAAUGGGCGGCGUGCGCAUUGAGGACGAUAUAUUGAUCACUUCAGAUGGGUGCGAGAACCUGACCAAGGUUAGGAGUGAUGUUGAAUGGCUGGAGUCGGUGUGCUCUGGGGAGAUUUGAAUGUAGAGAAUUGUUUGUAAGGUAUUCGCUGUGGAUGAUGAUGUCAAUGAAAAUCGGUGGAAACACACUAAUGCUGAAUGUUUAACAGGAAUUGAGAUGACAUGUAG